UUACAGCCCCGUAACUGAAAAUCACGUGAUUUCAGUAAAUGAAACCAGCAACCGUGUGUGUCCGUUGCCGCUCACCUGUGGAGAUAAACGUGGCAAAGAUGGGCAACAGCGAGACAAAGAAAAGAACGACCGCAGACUACACACGACCCCAGAGCAACCAAGCGAGAGUUAAAAGGAGCUUAACUUUAAAUCCUCAGAAGAGAAAACAGUCCGUCCGACUGAAAAACCGCCCCGCUAGUAUAGAUGGAAGCACCGGGCUUUGGGAUAAUUUUGAUCCCUCAAGGCGCAGAUACUUGGAAACUGACCUGGACCUUUACCAUGAACUGCAGAACCAUCUGGAAAAUGCACGGCGGAGGAUGAGAGAUAAGGGCAAAAAAGACGUUUCUGGAGGUCUGGACGUCAGUUUGGUGAGUGGAGAGGAGAAAUGUUACGACCCAAACGACACCACCCUUACAUUUGUUGAAGGAGACGAUGAUAUGGACUUUGAGGGCAGAGAUUAUAAAUCUCUGAGAGCCCGGAUGUCCUGCGGUCAUUCUGUCACCCCCAUGUCUCUCACCAGCUGGUGUCACCAGUUGCUGGACCAGGGUGAGAGCCGAUUUGUGUGCGGCCAGCCUGACUGCAAUGCUGAGUGGUCACAUGAAGAGGUCUGUAAAAUGGCUCUUCUGACUCCUGAAGAAAUCAAAUACUUUGAAAAAAAGAUGCUCAGCAGCACUGUCAUGAAUUACCUGGAGGUCAGUGAUGUAUCAGCAAGCCGUGGGAAAUCGUGAACACAACAUCGGCGCCAGGGAUGUGAGGAAUGUGGGAUCCUGGCUGUGCCUCAGCCUAAGCCCAUUCAAAAAGGGGCUUACUGGUGGUGCAUGAUGGCACUAAGAGUAAAAACAUUUCCUGUCCUCGCUGCAGGGUGGAGCUCUGUUUUGCGUGCCUGAGGCUCACUGCAGACCGUGCUUCACCUUCUAAUGCUUGUUCA
Molecule: messenger RNA, 967 nt
Organism: Neolamprologus brichardi
Lineage: Eukaryota; Metazoa; Chordata; Actinopteri; Cichliformes; Cichlidae
Source: RefSeq, a predicted model, not a curated record